Fulvia fulva is the source of this 2652-nucleotide messenger RNA. RefSeq lists its product as uncharacterized. Gene Ontology annotation, molecular function: triacylglycerol lipase activity. The transcript has a single exon. NCBI's taxonomy places the organism in Eukaryota, Fungi, Ascomycota, Dothideomycetes, Mycosphaerellales, Mycosphaerellaceae. The record is from RefSeq and is a predicted model, not a curated record. Bases 1 to 2652 code for a protein of 883 amino acids.
AUGGCACCCCCCGGACUGCCUUUGAGCCGGAGCGCGCUGGCAGAGCUUCAAUACAACAACAUCUUGGCCUUCGAUACAGCCACUUCGUCCGACGAUGACAAUCCUCAUCAAGCUACGCCCGACGAGGACUAUGUGCGCAAGACAGUGGGCGUCAGUAUCGGAAAGGAGCAAACCAGAUUGUUAAGUCCGACAACGCCGGCGGCCGAAAAGGCGGCGGCAAUCGAUCAAGCUGGCAGCUACUUCGCAAACAGUUUUGCUGGCGCCACACCGGGAGUUCAGGAGGCACAAGAAGAGCCCAAUGAGGAAGAUGAGCCGUCAUCCAGCAGUCGUCAACUUCCGCCAUCCAAGGAUGUGUCCCCCAAACGCUCGCGCGCCGCUCAGCGCAUGCCAUCGCCGUGGCGACCAGAGCACAAGCAGUCUCAAAGAACUAGUCAGACCAGGUCGUUCCUGCGCGAUGGCUUCUCCUUUGGUAGAAGGAGAGCUUCUUCUGGUCCGGAACCGAAAGGUGACAGUCGGACCAAGUCGAUGUUCCCAAGCUUUCCAUCCAUACCCAGAAACUUCUCCUUGACCUCGCCAUUCUUCUCGAGCCGCGAUAGCGAAGAGCACAGUCUGAAGAAGAAUGCAAGUUUUACCAGGCUGCCUCGUUUUGACGGUCUUUGCGAACAACGCCCGCGGACUCAAUCGGGCGCUGCUCAGAUCACAGCAGGCUCUUCAUCAUCGGCGUUCAAUAAGACCGAGAACCCCAGAGAAGCGGAGGAAGCAGAGGCAGUUGGGGAGCUGCCUAAACUGCAGCCGACUAGGACCAGGCCUCCGCAUCUGCGAAGAUCGACUUCCGACAGUUCACUUGUUACACAGCGCACACUCUCCCACGUUUCUUCUCUUGGAGAUGACAGCCGAUUCGAGAAUGUAUCAGAACAAGUGAACAGCAGACUGAAAGCUAUCAAGGACAGCUUGCAGGACUCUAGUAUCAGACUGCCAAGUAUGCCUUCGAUAUCAAACUUCAGCGUCUCCAGCUUCACUCCGGACUUCCUAAAUCGUGAGCGAUCUUGGUCGACAUCGUCGAAGACAGGUCAAGUGCCACAACCAAUCUCAAAUCAUGCUCGCAAGCAUUCGUACAAGCCGGUGGAUCCUAUGACAAGGCAGCCCUACCAUUCUGCAAAGGCUGCGCUAUUAGACGCGCCUGCAGACCGUGCAACGGCCGAUCACCCAAACUUCUCAGAGGCCCUGGAAGACUUGGAGGGUGAUCUGGUGGUGCUUGGCGGCUAUCGUGGAUCUGUUCUCAGGUCGGCUGAGCCUCCCCAUCGCCAAUUGUGGGUACCUGUGAAAGUGGGACUCAACUUGCGUAAAGUUGACCUGGAAGUCCCGAUUACAGAAGAUGGCAACGAGCGAGCCAAAGAUACGGUCAUACCUGGUGGUAUGCUCACACACAUUGGACCCGUGGACAUCUCGAAACGUCUGUUUAAGCGCCUGCGUUCUAGUGAGAACGGCCGCUCUGGUAGAUUGAGACUUCACGACUACGGCUAUGAUUGGCGAUUGGAUCCAGCAUAUCUGAGCAAACAGCUCAUCGCGUUCCUCGAGACUCUGCCCGACAAUAGACCCGAGGCGGGUAAGCCCCGGAAGGGAGCUACAGUCAUUGCGCAUUCUCUGGGGGGACUGAUCACCAGACAUGCCGUCAAUCAGCGUCCCGACCUCUUCAGCGGUGUUGUGUACGCCGGCGUACCGAAAACAUGCGUCAACAUCCUUGGGCCCUUACGAAAUGGCGACGAAGUUCUAUUGAGCAGCAGGGUCUUGACAGCACAAGUUAACUUCACGAUAAGAACAAGUUUUGCUUUGUUGCCGCUCAACGGCAAGUGCUUUUUCGACAAGAACACCCGCGAGGAGUAUCCAGUGGACUUCUUUGACCCUCAGACGUGGAUCGACUACCGACUCUCGCCAUGCGUAGCCCGUCCUCUACCUUCCUUGGCAUCGGGACCAAAGCCAACAGGACUGUCAGGAUACGUUAGCUCCAUGUCAAAUGUACUACCAAGCCUUCCACGAACCGGGCGCAAAGGUAGUCUGCUACGUAGCCGUCAGUCAAGCGAUCCGACAGACACAGCGACGGCUGGUGGCAUCACAGAACCAGAUAUGGCCAAGGGUACCACGAAUAGCGACCAGGAUAAAGUCGUGAGCGGCAACUUUGCAAAACCAGGAAGUGAUGGCGACGACAUCAAUGCAGAUACACCCUCGCCCAGGACAGCAGUCACUAUCCCACGAGAAGAGGCAAUAGCAUACCUUACGCGGACACUGGCUGAAGUAAAGAGGUUCAAGCAAGAGCUUACUUUCAUCCCGGGGCACCACGUAUCAAACGCGUACCCGCCCAUCGCGGUGAUAUACGGGAAAAGCACCCCGACAGUCUUCGGCGCAAAAGUAGACGGCAGAGAAGGCAUCAAGCAUGCCGAUGCUUACGAUGAGUUGGCAUUCGCAAGCGGAGAUGGAGUUGUGUUGGCGAAAGCAGCGAUGGUACCAGAAGGUUACCGUACUGCUAAAGGGGGCAUUGUCAGCUCGGAGCGAGGGCAUGUAACACUACUUGGAGACUUGGAGGCCGUUGGAAAGUGUUUGAACGCUGUGCGUAAGGCGCGCAAGCGUGGUGUUGGACUUGAAAGUAGUACGUGA